AUGCCGGUGAAAGCGGACGAACUUUUGAUCGCAUACAUGCAAAGAAUGACCGAUUUGCAUUCUGGCGCCACGGCAUCAACGAAGUACAAAGUUACGGAGAUCAAAGAUCUCGCAAAGGCCGCUGGCCUUGCACAUAUGAUCAGCACGAUGCGCCCAGAUUUGGGCCACCAAGAUGACGAUGGCGAGGUCUUCGUCAAAUUCGAUUCAGUCACCGGGGGCUCUAGGCUCAAGGCACUGCUCGACGUCGGUUGCAAGACAGCUGCAAGCAAGAGCAAGUCCCCAGAUGAAAUCCGAAAGAUGUUCAACAUCCAGAACAUCCAAGGCGACUUCGCCCGCAGUACGUCGAACUUGCAUGAUGUUGUGGAUGAAGCGUUCCAGUAUGUUGAAGCGCUUCAGUCUCUCAUUACUGAGUCCAUAUACGACUGA
Messenger RNA from Pyrenophora tritici-repentis Pt-1C-BFP, 426 nucleotides. Its product is annotated as SKP1, SCF ubiquitin ligase, SKP1 component. NCBI's taxonomy places the organism in Eukaryota, Fungi, Ascomycota, Dothideomycetes, Pleosporales, Pleosporaceae. Gene Ontology annotation, biological process: ubiquitin-dependent protein catabolic process. The record is from RefSeq and is a predicted model, not a curated record.